Molecule: messenger RNA, 1425 nt
Organism: Protopolystoma xenopodis
Lineage: Eukaryota; Metazoa; Platyhelminthes; Monogenea; Polystomatidea; Polystomatidae
Source: the annotation of a GenBank genome assembly
CUAAAUAAUCAUAAUGCAGGUGUGGGCGCCGUUGGGUCGGCGGUAAUUGCUGAAAGGCCCCGAGUUCCCGAGACUGUGGACUCUGGCUCAACCGGCACACCCCGAGGGCCAAAAGAGCAUACGACAAGCAAUGGAGCAAACGACGGAUCCAGAGAUGAAAAAGCAGUAUGUCCAGCUCCAUUAGCCCAGAAUGACUCCUUUGAAAUUACAGAUGUGUCAGAUUUCGAGACGGAAGAGAGCCUUGAGCUCUCCCAUUUUCCACGCUGUGUGGCGCUGCCACCCACCACUCUCUUGUCUCCUCGGAACGCACCUCGCCAUCUGUCACUGUCUGCGGAGCCUGAUAAUUGUUCCAUUCCUGUCGCGACUAAUGGGGAGAACCAAGACGACUAUACUUUUUCCGACCCUCACGAAGUGCUCACAAUGAAUUCGAGCUUCGCCUCUAGCCAGGAUGGCCAAGACACUGUGGUAUUCGUGAUCGAAGGCGGCGAGUUGCAAGGCGAUGCUCAUAUGACAGAGGGAGAGGAUAAUGGAUUUGGUUGCGCAACACCAGAAAGAGAUGGUCCUCAAGCCUCGCUUGAAGGGCAUAACGUUGGCACUGAAAGUGAGGCGACAGUUGGCGGUGAAAUGAGUGACACAGAUGAGUUGGCAUCAUCCACAAUGGAUGAGCAGGAUAAGAGCGAGUCAAUUUUAGUGGAUGGAUCGUCUACGCAAGAGGCCUUUGACGCUGACCCGUUUAACUCCACCAUGGCUCAAAAAGCAGUCGAUUAUGAUUUAGCCUAUCCGAUAUUUUCAAAAAGUGAGAGCAUCUCUUUGUCAGACGAUGGUUUCAGGGAGCAGCUAGAAAUACCGGCGAGUGAAGAGGAAGGCGAGCUCAGAGUAACUCCGGAAAACCUUAGUCUGGCUAAUGAAGAGGAGAUUAAGAAUCUGAUGCAAAAGCUAGAUGAACUGGAAAUGGAUGGAGAUAACGAGCAUCUUAACUCCGGGACCAGUAAUGAAGCUAGAGAGCUAGAAGACCUUGCAGAUCUAGGGGAAACAACAAACGAAUAUACUGCAGAAUUUUCCGAUACAAAACAAGACUACUGCGGUUAUGGACAAAAUAUAUGGUUGGAGGACGAAAGAGAAAAGCAAAUGAAGGAUGAACAAGAGUAUAUGGUUAAUGAGCCAAGGGAGCAAGAAUUCGAUGUGUCGUAUGAUGCCGAUCAAGACCCCUUCAACGCUGCCGAAAUGGCUGUUAACGACCAGGAGCUUAAAAAGCCACGUCCUUGUCGGCCUCCUCCGCCCAUCAAGACACUCGAACGGCCUCAGCCUGUGCGACCACCACCUCUUGGUGUGAAAAGUGACCAGAAGUCAACUACGGGAUUGUGUCACAAGAAGCAGAAGGACCACAAGCUCUUCGGGGUCGACAUAGGAUCACAAACUUAUUAA